GCGCUAAGCAUACUGACGCGUGACUACCACUACAAUAUAGUUGUUUCCUUUCACGAUGCUUGUCAGCAGCCAAUGGUUCGCAUUAGCGCUGAUUUGCAACCUCGUCCUGGAAGGAAUUGAAAGAGAAGAAGUAUCUGGGUUGUAGUCGCUUCAUGAUGGCGCUAGUGGGUUCUCUCCGCAAAGAACUGGCAGAAGCCGUGGCUUCAAGCAGGGUGCUGGUGGUGGGAGCAGGGGGUAUCGGUUGCGAGCUGCUGAAAAACCUUGUCCUGAGCGGUUUCGUCCAUAUUGAUGUGAUUGACCUUGACACCAUUGAUGUAAGUAACCUGAACAGACAGUUUUUGUUUCAGAAGAAACAUGUUGGAAAAUCAAAAGCCCAGAUUGCCAAGGAAAGUGUGUUAAAGUUCUGUCCUAAAGCCAGCAUCACAGCGUACCAUGACAGUAUAAUGAACCCAGAUUACAAUGUGGAAUUUUUCAGAAACUUUACUCUUGUCAUGAAUGCUUUGGAUAACAGAGCGGCUCGAAACCAUGACCGAAUGUGCCUAGCUGCUGAUAUUCCUUUAAUAGAGAGUGGGACAGCAGGUUACCUGGGACAAGUCACUGUUAUCAAAAGACAGGGAGUAACUGAAUGCUAUGAGUGUCAACCAAACCAACUCAGAAAACCUUUAGGCUGUACCAUUCGAAACACGCCUUCUGAACCAAUCCACUGCAUUGUAUGGGCAAAGUAUCUAUUUAACCAACUUUUUGGAGAAGAAGAUGCAGAUCAAGAAGUAUCGCCUGACACUGCAGACCCUGAAGCAGCUUGGGAGCCAGAAGAAGCAGCAGCAAGAGCAGGUGCUUCAAAUAAAGAUGGUGACAUUAAACGAGUCUCAACAAAGGACUGGGCAAAAUCCACUGGAUAUGAUACAGUAAAGCUUUUUAAUAAGCUUUUUAAAGAUGACAUAAAAUACUUGCUCACUAUGGACAAAUUGUGGAGGAAAAGAAAAGCUCCAGUUCCUCUUGAUUGGAAUGAAGUCUACAACAUUGAGAGCUGUGACUCAAAGGCAGAGUUUACUGUUGUGGGUCUGAAAGAUCAACAAAUACUAGAUUUGAAAAGCUGUGCAGUGCUGUUUGCAAAAAGUGUGGAGACUUUACGUGCUCGAUUAGCAGAAAAAGGAGAAAAGGCAGAACUUGUAUGGGACAAGGAUGACCCCCCAUCAAUGGACUUUGUGACUGCAGCAGCCAAUCUUCGUAUGCACAUUUUCAGCAUGAAUAUGAAGAGCAAAUUUGAUGUGAAAUCCAUGGCAGGAAACAUAAUACCAGCAAUUGCUACUACAAAUGCAGUGAUUGCAGGUUUAAUUGUGUUGGAGGCCCUGAAGAUUUUGUCAGGGACAGUUGAACAGUGUAAAACGGUGUUUCUGAACAAGCAGCCAAAUCCACGGAAGAAAUUGCUUGUACCUUGUGCUUUGGACCCCCCAAAUCCCAAUUGUUAUGUAUGUGCUAGUCGACCUGAGGUGACAGUGAAGAUGAAUGUGAACAAAGUGCUGGUGCAGACGUUGCAAGACAAGAUUUUAAAAGAGAAGUUUGGAAUGGUUGCCCCAGAUGUUCAAAUAGAGGAUGGGAAAGGAACAAUUUUGAUCUCAUCAGAAGAAGGCGAAACUGAAGGAAAUAAUAGGAAGUGCCUGGUUGAAUUUGGAAUCCGAAAUGGAAGCAGACUACAGUCAGAUGAUUUCUUACAAGACUAUACGCUUCUAGUAAAUAUUGUUCAUUGUGAAGACCUAGAAAAGGAUAUUGAAUUUGAAGUUGUUGGUGAUGCUCCAGAGAAAGCACCACAGAAGCUAACUGAAGACCCCGAGAAAAAUAUUGCAAAUGGUAGUGAUGAUGGAGCACAACCAUCCACGUCAAAAGCUCAAGAACAAGAUGAUGUGCUAAUUGUUGAUUCAGAUGAAGAGCCAAGUUCUGCUGUGUCCGAUAUCAACAUGGAGGACAGGACCCAGAAGAGAAAAUUGGAACAAGAGGACGAUCAUAUCAGAGCCAAAAGGAUGCGAGUAGAGCAGCCUGCGGAUCAAGAUGAUGACAUUAUAGCUUUGGACUAACUUAACUUUUUUAGCACAGCCUUAAGGAUGAUCAUUUUUUGCAGUGACAGCAUUGUGUAUGGAGUGUGUAAAAAUGUCCUUCUCUCCCCCCCCCCCCCCUUUUACUUUUUUAAAGAAUGCUGUGUGCCUGUGAUUAAGCUACAUUCUUCAUAUUUGACAUUUCAUGUGGAUAUAAUUUGUUUAGUCAUGGAUUCUGAGAAUUAUAAGAAUAUGUGGUUUAUUGGCAUUUAAACAAAAUCAGAGUAGAAAAUGAAACAUUUUAUAAGAAUAAUUCCCUAAAGUUCUUGUGUGUUCAUCCCAUUGAAUAUAUAUUUUAAAAAAAAAUCAUCAUUGGUUUGGAAAUCUAGCCAUGAGUAAGGGAAAACAAAUGAUAGUGCUAUUCUUUCCGUUUACAGUUAUAUAAUGGCUUUUUCAAAAUGUGCCAUAUGUUUGAGAUCCUGCGUAUUGAAAAAUCAAUGUCUGUAGUAUUGUAUGUUUAUCUGUUCAACAUCAGUUGGGACAUUUUUACACCUCCUGCUGUUAAAUGUCAUACUUGACUAUUCAAAAAUGUAAAUGCUCCAAUGUAAUUUGAUGGCCAAGAUGUGACCAGUCAGUAUAAACCCAAAAGGAGCAUGGUGUACAUUUCUGUAAAACACUCAUUGGUUAUGGUAUUGUGAGACACAAAUUUUGUUGUGUACUGUUACAGGUUUCAUUAUUUAUACUGACAUUUUUGUAAUACACAAAUCCAGUUAUGCUGUACCUCUGGACCAAAUAAAGGGCAGCCAAAUAUUGGUUCCUCCUACUGUUGUACAAGAGCACAUCUGCAACAAUAGACUUCCUUUGCUAACCUUUGAGGUUCUUCCCUAUAUUUGUUACUUUAGUUUCUUCUUAGUAUAUGUAAUGCCCAAUCCAUCCUUGUAUGUCAGAAGAUUAGAAAUUUAAUACAUUGGAUAUUUCCCAAAUAUGAUAGUCACCAAUCUAAAUGUUGUGUUUUGUUAACAUUUUGGCCCAAAGAGCACUUGUUUGUGGAUAGUUCUUGUCCAUAUUUAUUACCAGUGUUCUUUUUCAGUCGUUAAUUGAGCACCUGUCUUAAUUAGAUUACAUAUUUAUAUAAAAUCUAGAUUUUUAAAAUUCUUUACAUUGUAAAUCUGUUACCAACAAUGUUAGGUUCCAUGUACACUUCUUGGCCUCUCUAUUCAAUGCCUGGUAACCUAGGCAAGGUAUAAAAUAAACCUUUUUCACACUGCCUAGUCAUUUUAUAUAAUGUCUGCUUUUUUUCUUGGAAUUUUGUGAAAUGAGAGUCAUUCAUGUUCAGACAGGCAUGGUCACAGUAACACAUUCUCCCCUUUUAACUAAAAUAUAUUUAGUAUACUCAGUGGUGUUCAAAACAGUGAAGAAAACAAUUUACAAAACAGUACAAAACUGAAGAUGUACUGAAAACAUACGAACUACAUCUUGUAAUAUGUAACCUAAUUUUCUGUGGGUUUUUUUUUUUUUUUUUGCUUUGUACUUAUGCAGUAAUUCUUAAAUGCAGCUGGCCAUAAUUUUUGUUAAUGUUUACAAUGGGCAACAUUACGUUUAUAUUAAUAUUUGAUAUUAAACAUGUUUAUUAAUCUUU
Erpetoichthys calabaricus (reedfish) is the source of this 3669-nucleotide messenger RNA. It is a transcript of the gene uba2, whose product is annotated as ubiquitin-like modifier activating enzyme 2. Gene Ontology annotation, cellular component: SUMO activating enzyme complex; cytoplasm. Gene Ontology annotation, biological process: protein sumoylation. The record is from RefSeq and is a predicted model, not a curated record. Gene Ontology annotation, molecular function: SUMO activating enzyme activity. Lineage: Eukaryota; Metazoa; Chordata; Cladistia; Polypteriformes; Polypteridae.